AUGUCUCCAAAUCUCUUCCUGUGCUUGCGCACUAUGUUCUGUCCGACCUAUUGGUUCCAGAAGGGCCAACGCAUCGAUGGCAAUGUGAAGCGCGAACAGCAUUGGGAUAGCCCCGUGCCAGGAACCUACAAGUUCUUCCCUGGAAAGGGCUGGCAACUCAUCCGGCGGGAUGGCAGUGAUCGUGAUGAAAAGGUCCCUCAGACCCUCGUUUACUGCCGCAUUCUGCACCAAUACAUGUUCGAAUCCGAGCUGAAUGAUCGCUGCCGUUGGUACAAGGCUCCACUACACAGGGGCGCUGCCCCUGAGGACCUCCGCUUCUUCCUUCUGGACGACGGCAUUCACUGGGUCGCCGGUUGGGAUGCCCAGGGCCGAUUCAUCCCCGGACCGUACCCGAAAUGGUACCUUGAUGAGGAUGGGGAGACCAUGCACCGUGGAGCCUCGCCCUGCUCGAGUGCCAAUGUGUCGCGACGCAGCAGCAUCAUUGCUGGCAAAUUCGAUUGA
Messenger RNA from Penicillium oxalicum, 501 nucleotides. RefSeq lists its product as uncharacterized. The record is from RefSeq and is a predicted model, not a curated record. Lineage: Eukaryota; Fungi; Ascomycota; Eurotiomycetes; Eurotiales; Aspergillaceae. Bases 1 to 501 code for a protein of 166 amino acids. The transcript has a single exon.